AUGCCCGGAAGAAGCGUCGUCUUGCUUCUGGAUAUAUUUCAAGAGCCCACCAGGAAGAAGACUCUAUCAGGGGUAAAAACAACCGCCUUGAUGAAACCAAGGACCUACAGCGCCAGUGCGUCACACUAUACACGCAUCUGGUAUCGCAAGGCUCCUGCAGCAGCAUGUAGUAGCGGUGGAACUACUGCCAAUCCGGCCAGCCAGCUUCAACUUGAAUACACACCGGCACAAGUCUUGCAGGAAAAGGUGUUCUUCUCUGCUCUUCUCACUGUGGCGGCCGACGUGUCUGUCACUGUCGGUGGUGCUACAGUGCCUGCUACGUGGACCAAGACCCCCGAAAAUGACAUUGGUAUUCACCAUGGCGAAGCCUCAUUCAGCGGCCAUUCUGGCGAUGUUGUUGUGACCAUCCACCGUGGGGGAACUGUCAUUGCAAAGGUCACCGGCGCCAGCAUCUCGGAUUCCUGCACCAAUGGCAUUCAGAAUUACAACGCGUGGGUGGGAAGUGCUUCCAGCUCUGCCGCCGUCUCCGCGUCGCCCGGACUCAAGCUUGAUGAUGUGGUCUGCGUCAAUGGUACCAGCGUGAACGACUUUGUCGGAUUGUGUGAAUUUGCCUGUCAUUAUGGAUACUGCCCCUAUUCCGCGUGUACUUGUGAGUCUCUGGGUGCCGAGAGGAAGAAGUCAGGAUAUCCGAUUGCAGGAGAGGAUGCUACAUACAGCGGCCUGUGCAGUUUCAGUUGCAACUAUGGCUACUGUCCUGAGAAUGCUUGUGGCACCGAGGAGGUGGAACUGACCGUGCCCAUUGUGUCUGGCUUUGCUGCCCCGGCCUGUGUUGCGGGUACUGAUGAUGGAGACCUGGCAGGACUGUGCUCGUAUGCUUGCAAUUUUGUUACUGUCCUAUCAACUCCUGCACCUGUACCACAAGGGGCGCUUGAAUGUACCCAAAGCGCCUACUGCUGGACUGAGUGCCGCAGAUACUAUUGCCCCGAUUCCUGCGUCUCGAAGGACAGCAGUGAUGACGGCAACGAUGGAAGCAGCGGCGAUGGCAGCCAUGGCGGCGGCUCCGGCGAUGUUGCCUAUGUUGGACCCUCGUUGUGGACCGACGAUGAUCACGAUGCCCUCUGCGAGCCUCCUUGCACUCUGACCCUUCUUAAAUAUCCUUUGUCUCCUACCUCAACCGUGACCUGGGGCCCUGUCACCGUCCCCCUGAUCUCCCCAGGCGACAAUGACGCCGUCGUCACCACGUCUACCGUCGUCACGCCCAAGCCCUUCCCUCUCGGCUAUCAUGCCACAUCACUCCCCAUCAACCUUCACCCCGGUGUUGAACUAAUGCCCACAGACUCUUCCUUCACCUGGACUACCGGUCCCUCGCCGAGCAUUACCGUCGGACCAGGUGCGACUUUCACCUCCUCGACCACAGGCGUGGUCAUCGUGACAUUCCACUCGUCUUCGCACAGCGUCGACGUUCAGCCCACCUCCACCGGAACCAUCAUCCAGCCCAAACCCCCAAUCCCCAAGAUAACCGUCAAGCCAGGCAAACCCCACGACUCUCCCCCGGGGUUGGGAACCUGCCCCGGAUCGUCUGGCGGAAGCUCAGGUGGCGGUGGCAGCCACGGACACGGCAACGACGAUGAUGAUGACGAGGAGCCCAACUCGUGCUGCACCACUCAGACGGCCUCUAUCUGCACAGAGGUCAUCAGCAGCUACACGCCGGCCGGCGCAGCCACAAUGACUACCACCACGAAGAGCUACUGCGAAGCAACCGCCAGCUGCUCACCCACUGGAUCCACGGAGACCAUCACCAGGACAUCCGAAGAGAUCCACCCGAUGACCGUGACUGCCGUCGAUGUCUUCGCCACGGCGGAACCAGACUCCGGGCUGAAGUCCAUCGCCAGUAGCAUCUCCAGCAGGCAGAAAGCCGACUUCGCCACCGAAUGGGCCACCAAGACUACAUCCAGCGACAGCCGUCCCGCCCCUACCAGCGGGUCCAACCCAGGCAAGGUCGAAAUCACCUACUACAAAGACGACGCGCCCGAUGCGGUGAUUACAGACGGUGCUUAUAACGGGAUGAAGGACGGGAUGUCGUUCACGAUAUUCGGUACCAAGUGUAUCUAUAAGGAUACCUCGGGGGGCUUUGCUCUUUGGGGGAGGGACUUGCGCAAAGGGAAAUCAGCACUGGAAUCCCUUGGUGAUUUGUAA
Messenger RNA from Aspergillus udagawae, 2196 nucleotides. RefSeq lists its product as uncharacterized. Lineage: Eukaryota; Fungi; Ascomycota; Eurotiomycetes; Eurotiales; Aspergillaceae. The coding region runs from base 1 to 2196 and encodes 731 amino acids. The transcript is spliced from 7 exons. The record is from RefSeq and is a predicted model, not a curated record. Gene Ontology annotation, molecular function: glucan endo-1,3-alpha-glucosidase activity.